Penicillium chermesinum is the source of this 1257-nucleotide messenger RNA. RefSeq lists its product as uncharacterized. The transcript has a single exon. The record is from RefSeq and is a predicted model, not a curated record. The coding region runs from base 1 to 1257 and encodes 418 amino acids. Lineage: Eukaryota; Fungi; Ascomycota; Eurotiomycetes; Eurotiales; Aspergillaceae.
AUGACCAAUGGCAGCGGAAAUAGCUCACCCAUAAGCACAUCGCCCGUUGCGACCGAGAGUGUUCAAUCUCCAAGCAAGACGUCUAUUGCUAGCACCGAGACUCCCGGUACCUCUCUGGUCUCCAGUACCCCAUCACAGCAAGUACAGGGAGUGGCCACGCCCUUUUCUUCUUCUGCUCCUACACAAUCGCCAGAGAGCUCCAACCUUUAUACCAACCCGUGGCUUCUGUCGUCGACGUCGAGCUCACCCACCUUGACCUCCUCUACCUCAUUGUCUAUAUCCACCUCUGCCUCAGAGUCAAGUUCAUUUGAUCGAGAGCCCUUGUCUACGUAUGAUUCAAGGACUAUUUCGACAUCGGCUUCACAAUCAUCCACCACCUCAUCAAGCCUGGGCACAUCGAAUUCAGAGGCAUCAUCUUCAGUUCAGUCGACCGUCUAUUUUGGAGGCAUCACUACCGCAACCUCAAAAUCUCAAUCUCUUCUGGUUUCCUCGGCUUCAUCAUCUGUUUCUACUUCUUCUCCUACGUCGUCCUUAUUGCCCGGCAUCGUUGCGGGCUCAACAGCGUCUUCAAGCAAUACGUCCGGCCAUCAAACUAAUAUAAAUGCUAUAAUUGGUGGAUCCAUUGGCGGAGCAGCAGUUGCUGCCAUUGGGAUAAUUGCAGGUUGUUUGCUCUUCCGUCGCAGGCGACGAAAGGCCAAACAAGCUCAACCUAUGACCAGCCGCCAACGGCUUCGCUCCAACGAUUCGAUUACUUCAUUCCAUCAGCGUCAUAGCUCUCAGCCGGUUCUCUCUCUCUCAAAAGAAAUUUCUGUCGUUCCUACUGCUCUUCAAAGGAGAUAUUCAAACCCACCGGCUCCGCAUUCAAACAAGAGGCCUGUGAGGUCUCCCGAUAAGUUGUAUCUUCAUGACGAAGAAAAGGAAAUCCAAGUGGAAGACCCAUUCGCAGACCCUGAACAUGAGCCGAUCCCUCCGUCCAUUCCUAAAACACCCGCCUCCGUCUCCGCAUCGAACUACUCGCGAUCGACCCGGCGUGAUAGCCAGAGGUUUCCCGGGGGGAUCGACUCGCCGCUCCCGAGCUCCAACUAUCAAAGCUCCCAUUAUGUUGGCGAGAGUACACUUUAUCUUCCAAGUGUGGACAGUCCAAACUUGAUAUACCCAAUCACGCCUCAGCGGCGUAGCGAUCCCUUCGAUCUCGAACCACCUCCGACUUCAGAGAAAAAGCCCAGUCCUCAAAGAUUCUGGAGAUUCAGGGACUGA